CUCCCGCGGCAUUGAACGCGGCAUUGGUUUCGGCUUUCUUCGUCGUAAACAUUAAAGACGAAGAAAUUGGGAGAAAAAGAGAACUCAAUUUAAGAGUGUCUGAGAAUGGGAUCCAUCAGUUUCAGAUUUUCAGUGGAGCUUGAUCUGUACAAUUUGACUCUUCUGCCGAUUCAACCAUGGAGGAAUCAAGGGAACAGAGUUGAUAAUUGUAAUCCUCUCUCAAUCGUCAUCUUCAGACUCAUUGAGUUUCUGAACUGAACCUAUCUGUACUUCACUUAUAGGCUCGAUCGAAGAUCUUGAAGAAGGGCUGAGGAAAACUGAGAUUUUGAAUCGAUAGAUCGUAAAAGGUAGAAGAUGACAGUGUUGUGGUGGAAAAGGAAGCGGAGAUUGAAUUAGAGUUUGGAAUUAAGUUGUUUAGGUAGUAGAAGUUAGAAGAUGAAGUUUCAUAUAACGACAGGGACGAAGAGAUUGACGAUUUCAGGCGGAGGAGGUUGUUUUUGGGAAGUAAUGAAGGUGAAGGGUUCGAUGCGUCGGUUUUCUUAUCGUUCCUUUUUGCCGACUGUCUUAAUCCUUGGGGUUAUUUUGCCUUUUCUCUUCAUAAGAACUGCUUUUCUCGCUCUCGAAUCUGCCUCUUCUUGUUCUUCACUUGAUUGUUUUGGACGGAGGUUUGGGCCUUCAAUUUUCGGCGGGAGGGAUGCGUCGCUGGGGCUAGUGGAUGAACUGACAAGAGCUUUGAUGGAAGCAAAUGACAGAGGAGUCGAUGAGAAUGGAAUACAGAGUUCGCCGGCGACAUUCAACGAACUGGUGACGGACAUCACUUCUGGCAGACAAGACAUCAGGGGCUUUGCUUUCGAGACUAAGGCCAUGUUAAUGAAGAUGGAGAGAAGGGUCCAAUUGGCUAAACAUCAAGAACUGAUCUACAGGCACUACGCGUCGUAUGGGAUCCCCAAGAGCAUGUACUGCCUGUGCUUGAGGUUGGCCGAGGAGUACUCAAUUAAUGCCUUGGCACGGUCUCCGUUGCCGCCGCCGGAGUCGGUGUUUCGCCUCGCCGACACAUCAUACCACCACAUUGCCUUACUAACUGACAAUAUUCUCGCAGCCUCUGUCGUUAUCUCUUCCGCUGUUGCCAACGCAGCAAACCCAGAGAAUCUGGUGUUUCAUGUUGUCACUGACAAGAAGACGUAUGCGCCCAUGCACGCGUGGUUCGCUCUCAAUUCUGCGGCUGUUGCUCCGGCAGUGGUUGAGGUCAAGGGCUUACAUCAGUUCGAUUGGCCUCACCAUGUGAACAUUGGCGUCAAUGGUAUGAUGGAGAUUCAUCGCUCAUCUUGGCAACAUUAUUAUAAGAAUCUAAAAGAAGGGAAAUGUGAUCAGCUUGAAGAAGGAGAGUUGGUUAAGAGAUUAGAGGACUUAAACCCAAGUUGUCUCUCCCUCAUGAAUCAUCUAAGAAUCUAUCUACCCGAGUUGUUUCCAGAUCUGAACAAGGUGAUAUUCUUAGACGAUGAUGUUGUAGUACAGCAGGAUUUGUCGCCUCUUUGGGAGCUUGAUCUUGAUGGGAAAGUUGUUGGUGCUGUUGUUAACUCAUGGAAUGAAAGAGAAGAAAAAGAUAGAAGCUACUGUAGUCGAGGAAGGAAAUUUGGGGAUUACUUCAACUUCUCGAACUCGUUGAUGUCUUCUACAUUUGAAUAUGAUCGUUGCGCAUGGUCGUAUGGUAUGAAUGUCUUCGAUCUUAAAGCAUGGAGGAGUACCAACAUUACUGAGACAUACCAUCACUGGCUUAAGCUUAACCUUGAUUCCGGAUUCACACUUUGGCAACCGGGAGCACUUCCACCUGCUUUAAUUGCUUUUGAGGGGCACAUCCAUCCAAUUGAUCCUUUAUGGCAUGCUGCAGGAUUGGGUCAACAACCACUGAAAAUAAACAGGAAAAUGGUGGAAGCUGCUGCUGUAAUACAUUUUAGUGGCCCUGCAAAGCCAUGGCUUGAUAUUGGGAUCCAAGAGCUACGGGGCUUAUGGCAGACACACAUUAACUUCACCAAUGAAUUCAUCAUGAACUGUAAAAUUAUGGCGUGAAGAAGGGCAAAGAAGCUCUCUCUUACGCAUUCAUUUUGUGAUCAGAACCAGAGAUACAAGAAGACCAGAGGGAAGAAGGUAUUGCCUUCAGUCUCUGCUUGCUAACUUGCAUCCUUGUAUAGUUUUCACAUGAGAUAGUUCAGUUCCUGUCAAUAUUGUAUUAUAUCAAAGGAAACUAUAUGAAGCUACCAUUGAUAUCAUGAGAAGUUGUUCUUAAUUUCUUCAUUGUAAGAACUACUUCAGUAUACUGGAUUCAUCUCGUUUUUACACCCAUAUCUGUAGGGCUGUAGCUGUGACAUUUUGCUAUGGAUUCUUAGAUCCACAUGAAGCAGCCAUAAAUUGAAUGAGGAAGACAGACAUUUUGCAUGGUU
This is a messenger RNA of Macadamia integrifolia, 2438 nucleotides long. RefSeq names its product probable galacturonosyltransferase 15. Gene Ontology annotation, molecular function: polygalacturonate 4-alpha-galacturonosyltransferase activity. The transcript is spliced from 6 exons. Lineage: Eukaryota; Viridiplantae; Streptophyta; Magnoliopsida; Proteales; Proteaceae. The record is from RefSeq and is a predicted model, not a curated record. The coding region runs from base 436 to 2067 and encodes 543 amino acids.